GUGUCUCACAUAGAAGGAACCAGUCAUGGGUUUAAAAGCCUCGCUGACAUAGACUGUUUUGACAACCCAACCAAUCCUGCGUUAGCCCUUGACAGCGGCGGGAAUUCCCAGAACAAUGGAAACAACGGGAAUAGCCAGGACAGUGGGGAUAACGGAAAUAACCAGGGAAGGCUGGAAAGAUAUAACCAGUUUAUCAAUGACAGAUUUGACGUGUUGGCGGGGCUGAAAGGGGUGAUGAUGCUUCCGGUCACCAUUGAGUACCGCACGUGCGUUUGUGGUUUGCCUUCUGGGAAACAAUCGUGUACGUUCUGUACGAGAAGGGCAAUAACCUGGGAGAUCGAACGAACUGUUGACGCCAUAUUCGGAAAUAUCUCUUUAGUAGCAUUGAUUUCCAUCAUCUGUUGCGUGCUGUCAAUCAUCGGACUCAUAUCGAGGCUGGUGCUGCAGAGAAUGAUUCCCUUCUUCAACAGCUACCCUGGAAAGGUGCAGUUCUGCCUGUGUGUCAGCCUCCUUGUCGCUUACAUCUUCUUCCUGGUCGGAGGCGCAGUUGAGGACGGGACUCGAACGUGCACCAUCAUCGCCGUCAUCACCCACUUGGCUUUUCUCUCCUCUCUUCAGUGGAUGAACGUGACGGCUUUUGAGAUCUGGAGAACCUUCAGGCACUGGAGUAACCAGGUAAUGACUCGAGGCACGAAGAGUCUGUUUCUCUCCUGCCUCUACUCCCUUGUGAUCCCAGGGAUGAUCAUCACCGCAGCUCUAGUCCUGGAUAAGUUAUGGCCCUGGUCAGAAUUCUCACCCUCCUAUGGAAGACCUUCGUGUUGGAUCAACGGAACCAAGUCUGUGGCCAUCUUUUUCGUAGCUCCGUGCAGUUUCAUCAGCUUCAUGAAUGUUAUCUUCAUCGUUUUGACGCUGAGGGGGCUACGGAGACAAAGAACCAGCAUUUCCGAGUUCCGAAAGCCCAAUAACAACAUGGCUGUAACGGACACCAGAAUCGUGGUCAAAAUCAUCUUUCUAGUGGCUCUAAUUGACCAUCGGGUUUUCUGGAUUAUCUUCACCAUUCUCAACGCCUCUUUGGGAUUCUUUAUCAGCCUGGUGCUUGUGUUUAACCGUCGUGUGAUGUCUGCUCUGAAGAAGUCCUGGCAAACCUACAGGGCGGAAAAUACUAUCGCCACGAGAACGUCUAUCGCCAAAGAAGGGUUAAGACAAACAUCUAGCAGUUAA
Messenger RNA from Candidula unifasciata, 1221 nucleotides. NCBI's taxonomy places the organism in Eukaryota, Metazoa, Mollusca, Gastropoda, Stylommatophora, Geomitridae. The record is from the annotation of a GenBank genome assembly.